Myotis brandtii (Brandt's bat) is the source of this 993-nucleotide messenger RNA. It is a transcript of the gene ALKBH6, whose product is annotated as alkB homolog 6. NCBI's taxonomy places the organism in Eukaryota, Metazoa, Chordata, Mammalia, Chiroptera, Vespertilionidae. The transcript has 7 exons. The record is from RefSeq and is a predicted model, not a curated record. The coding region runs from base 39 to 836 and encodes 265 amino acids.
GGUCUCAGGACUCCUGCGUCGGAAACGAGAGGGAGGAAAUGGCUGGGAAAGGAAAAGGGGUGUUGAAUUUGGAUAUUGGUGGGGACAUUGGUGGACGGAUCGGGUGCAUGGAGUUGGUGUCGGAGGAUCAGGACUCCAGGGUCCCAGCCCUGGAACCAUUCCGGGUGGAGCAGGCACCACCUGUAAUCUACUAUGUCCCUGACUUCAUCUCCAAGGAAGAGGAGGAGUAUUUGCUUCGACAGGUCUUCAAUGCCCCAAAGCCAAAGUGGACUCAGCUCUCUGGGAGGAAGUUACAGAAUUGGGGUGGGCUCCCACAUCCCCGAGGGAUGGUUCCUGAGCGGCUUCCUCUGUGGCUUCAGCGCUACGUGGACAAAGUGUCUGACCUCAAUCUUUUUGGGGGUCUCCCAGCCAACCACGUCCUUGUGAACCAGUAUCUGCCUGGGGAGGGCAUCAUGCCCCACAAGGACGGGCCACUGUACUACCCGACCGUCAGCACCAUCAGCCUGGGCUCCCACACCAUGCUGGAUCUCUACGAGCCGCGGCAGCCAAAGGAUGAGGACCCUACAGAGCAGCCCCGGCCCCCACCCCGGCCGGCCACCUCGCUGUUGCUGGAACCCCGCAGCCUCCUGGUACUUCGUGGCACUGCCUACACGCACCUCCUCCAUGGCAUCGCAGCGGCCUGUGUAGAUCCACUCGACACCGCCUCUCUACCGCUCAACGCUGCCGCAUGCCCAUCGGCAUGGCCUGGAGCCCACCUGGUCCGUGGCACCCGUGUCUCGCUGACCAUCCGCCGGGUGCCCCGUGUGCUGCGGGCUGGACUGCUCCUUAGCAAGUGACGCCUGGCCCCAGGACCUGCUGGGCUUCCCGGACUAUCAAGUUUCGGACAGCUGCAACCUUGAAACCCUGGGGAAGAGGCGGGUCCCCUGAGUUAUUUUCCCAAUAACUUUGUGGGAACCACAGAAAGGCUUCAUUUCAAAUAAACCAACAAAAAUC